Brienomyrus brachyistius is the source of this 2450-nucleotide messenger RNA. RefSeq names its product KH domain containing, RNA binding, signal transduction associated 3 (gene khdrbs3). The transcript is spliced from 10 exons. Gene Ontology annotation, molecular function: mRNA binding. Lineage: Eukaryota; Metazoa; Chordata; Actinopteri; Osteoglossiformes; Mormyridae. Gene Ontology annotation, cellular component: nucleus. Bases 116 to 1150 code for a protein of 344 amino acids. The record is from RefSeq and is a predicted model, not a curated record. Gene Ontology annotation, biological process: regulation of alternative mRNA splicing, via spliceosome.
GCCCCUGUUGUAAGUAAAGCGCCGCAUGGUGAACACGCCUCCGAUGGGAUAAAGGAAUUUUUACUUUAACAAGGACAAUCUUCAGUCUCCGUGCAGCAUAACAACACAGGCGAAGAUGGAUAGCGAAAAGUACUUACCGGAGCUGAUGGCAGAGAAGGAUUCGCUCGAUCCCUCUUUCCAACAUUCCUUACGUCUAUUAGACCAAGAAAUCGAAAAAAUUCAGAAGGACGAAGGGAAAGAAGACGAGAAGUUCAUCGACGUUGUCAUCAAUAAGAACAUGAAACUGGGACAGAAAGUCCUAAUACCCGUCAAACAGUUCCCGAAAUUCAACUUUGUUGGCAAAUUGCUUGGACCAAGGGGAAACUCAUUAAAAAGGCUACAAGAGGACACACUGACAAAGAUGUCCAUUCUGGGAAAAGGCUCCAUGAGAGACAAAGAGAAGGAGGAGGAGCUGAGGAAGAGCGGUGAGGCCAAAUUCCAGCACCUCAACGAGGACCUCCAUGUUCUCAUCGAGGUGUUUGCCCCUCCGGCCGAGGCCUACGCCAGGAUGGGCCAUGCGCUGGAGGAGAUCAAGAAGUUCCUCAUCCCGGAUUACAAUGAUGAGAUCAGACAGGCACAGCUGCAGGAGCUGACAUAUCUGAACGGGGCCUCUGAGGACGCCAAGGUGCCGGCCGUGAGGGGGAAGCCAGUGGCCAGAGGAAGAGGGACACCUGCUCCGGGCCAGCCCAGGAGUCGCGGGGGAGUGCCCCCUCCGCAGGCUGCAGUGCCACGUGGGGCAGCACCCAGGGGGGCGCCACUGAGCCGCCCACCAACCACCAGAGGCCGAGGAGUGCCAACGCAGAGGGCCCGAGGGGCACCCUCCACGGCCGGGUACCGGCCCCCACCGUCAAUUGUACAGGAAACAUACGGAGAAUAUGAAUAUGAUGACGGCUAUGGAACUGCAUACGAUGACCAGGGUUAUGACGCUUAUGACAACAACUACAGUAGCCAAGGACAGAACUCAGAAGAAUAUUAUGAGUAUGGCCACGGCAUAAGCGACGAGUCCUAUGAUUCAUACGGCCAAGAGGAAUGGUCCAGCAGCAGACACAAAGCCCUGCCAUCCAGAACAUCUAAGGGAGCAUACAGGGACCAGCCGUACCCAAGAUACUGAACUGCUACAUCACGACAUGUCCAGCGUUGCCCCAAAUGAUGGAUUUUCUAUCGAGGACCCCCUUUCAUCCUUUUGGAAUAAAAUAAACAAAAACAAAGAAAAGGAAAAAACAAACUAACAGAGGUGGAAAAAGGAGAUGGUGAAAAGACCAUUAUAUAGUUGUAAUGCCUGUUUAUAAUGCUGUGGACACUAUAACAGAGACCAAUAACGUAUGUAAUGACAGCUUCUUCUGGAAAACACAACUGUAAAAUAGGUAAACUAUCCAUUCUUUAUAAAUUAGAAUUUGAAGCCACUCAGCCUGUUAUGUUAAAUAGAGGGUUUUAUUUCUUUAACAUGUUAGUUGCUUUGUUUAAUAGUUUAUUUCUAUUUAUAAUAGAGGGUUGGGGUAGCAUAAGUAGUGUUUUGACUGGUAUAAAAGAUGUUCCUUGUAAAUCUACCUUUGAAAAACAAAGACAGGAGAUCAUGUUGCAAAUAUUGUUGUAUUGUUCCUUUUUGUAACUGAGAGUAUUUUAGUGUUAAAGGGCUUAUAGAAGCAUGUUGUGAAAUCUUGUAGGGUCCUUUUCGUUUUCUUCUUACGCACUAUUUUGGCCUGAUCAGACAUACCCAACAUCGUACUUAAUCGCAGCAGUGUUUCUUUUCAUCUCAUACGCAUUUCCUUAAUAAUCGAACCUCGCCGUUUCUGACAGUAAUACCUGCUUCUAGAAGCAUUGAGAUGCUUGUUGGAUAUGAUGAUCAUGCGUUCUCAUUAUCUCCAGAGACUAAAAGAAUUCUCGUAACGGAAAGCCAAUUUACUAAAACUUACCAAAACUUCAACACAGGAAACUGCAACUCUGGUUAUAUGAAAUUUAUAGAAAACAGACAUAUAAUAAUAAUAAUAGUAAUAAUAGUAAUAAUAAUAAUAUGAAUAAUAUGAAUAAAAAUGAUAAUGCACAUGUUUAAAUUGGGAUAUAAAAAUAACCACAGCAAUCAAGAUAAGCUGGUAGGAUUCUUUAAAGAACCAGUGGAGGUUUGUAUUAUUAAAAUAAUGAGCUUUUGUAAGCCCUUUAAUUAAUAUUUUCAUCUUGGUUGAUAAUAAAUAAACUUUUUGAAAAAAGAAAUCCUUGUGUGAGAACAUAGUUGUAUUUUUUUGUAUAAAAAUAACAUUAAAAUAACACUAAUUUAAACUAACAAGCAAAUAGCCGAGAAUAUAAUAUCAGGCAGUUUUAAUAUCUGCAAUUCCUAUCUAGGCCAAAUUCCAAGUUUAAACCCUUAAAAUAUAAAUUUCAUGGUGGUGGCACAAAACUUUUUGUUAAAAUAAAAA